AUGGCUUCCUCCUCGAAACCCCCGAGCUCCCUGCUCUAUUCCUGCAUCGCACACCGCUCCACAAUUCUGGCCGAGCAUUCCUCUCCAGGAUCAUCAUCAACCUCCGCCUCCUCCCUCGCAUCCAUCAUCCUCCCCAAAAUCACCCACGACAAGCCACAGAAGUUAACAUUCACCCAUGAACGCCUGUUCAUCCACUACAUCGCCGACUCGCCAACCGGCGGGUCCCCAGACGAGCAAAGCGGACGUACCGAGCAAAACUCCUUCGCACCCAUAAGCUACAUAGUAGUAGCAUCCGCCGAACAAGGCCGCCGCAUCCCCUUCGCCUACCUCCUAGAAAUGAAACGGAAAUUCCUCUCCGCCUACCCACCCUCCAGCACAGAUUUCUCCUCGCUACCGGCAUACGGCUGCGCGGCAUUUAACACAGACCUCCGCGCCCUGCUCCAGACAUACAACACCGCUCCACCGGCAGACUCCCUCGCGUCUGCGCGCCUUGAGAUUGACAGCGUGCGCGACAUCAUGACGGAGAAUAUUGAACGUGUUUUGGAACGUGGCGAGCGCAUUGAUUUGCUGGUUGAUAAGACUGACCGACUGGGUGGGAGUGCGCACGAUUUCCGCAUCCGCAGUCGAGGCUUGCGUCGGCGCAUGUGGUGGAAGAAUAUCAAGCUGAUGGUGCUCCUCGGCUUUGUGGUGAUUUUCCUCCUGUACCUGUUUAUUGGGUUUGGAUGUGGAUUGCCAGCGUGGUCGAAGUGUGUCGGACGUAAGAACAGCGAGUGA
Molecule: messenger RNA, 774 nt
Organism: Penicillium verhagenii
Lineage: Eukaryota; Fungi; Ascomycota; Eurotiomycetes; Eurotiales; Aspergillaceae
Exons: 2
Coding region: 1-774 (257 amino acids)
Biological process (GO): vesicle-mediated transport
Cellular component (GO): membrane
Source: RefSeq, a predicted model, not a curated record